ACAAAAAAUGUUUUUGAGGAUACUUUAGUUUUGUCCACCAAAAUGGGCUGUGCGGCAAGCAAGCGCAUGGAAAAUGCAAGAAAAGAUGCUUUGCAUAAAGGGGAAGACGCGAAAGAUGAAUUUUUUGCGGGAUACGACCGGAGCCCUCCCACUUUGGGCAGCCACCGGCAAGAGGUCAGCCGGUCUCAUGUACCCGUCAUUGAUUACGAAAAUGACAACAACUUUACAAAAACGUCGGCUAAAAUUAGCGAUCAAACUAUUUUAAACAGAAGUAAUACGAUAGCUUUAACGGAUUUGGAUGAAACUACGAAAAUAGGGGAAGAAAAUAAUGAAUUUCGCCAGAAUUUGACAAAUAUGGAUGCAAACGGUGAAACAGUUACCAACGGCUGUACUGAGGAUAAAAUUCUUAUUUUACACUUUAAUGAUGUAUACAACAUUGAACCACGAGAAAAAGAGCCUGUUGGUGGAGCUGCCAGGUUUGCUUCAAAAAUAGCAACUUUUAAAUCAAGAGAUCCUCUAACCCUGUUCAGUGGAGAUGCUUUAAAUCCAUCUAUGAUGAGCAGCAUUACAAAAGGAGAGCAAAUGCUACCAGUUUUAAAUUGUCUUGGAAUAAAUGCUGCUGUUUAUGGGAACCAUGACUUUGAUUUUGGUGUUGAUGAACUGGUUGACUUUGCAAAUGAGAGUAAUUUCCCUUGGUUGAUGAGCAAUGUUUUUGACAAGCAUACUAAAAGACCUCUGGCUGAAGGAAAGGUGUCAUUAACACUGGAUUGGAAAGGACAUAAGAUUGGUUUAAUUGGUUUGGUCGAAAGAGAAUGGCUUGUUACCUUAGCAACAAUAUCAAUAGAUGAAGUGGAUUACGUAGAUUUUGUCACAGAAGGUCGUCGGUUAUGUUCAGAGCUACGACAGGAGGGCUGUGAUUUCAUAAUAGCUUUGACUCACAUGAGAGAACCAAAUGAUAUCAAGUUGGCAGAAAAUGUGCCUGAAAUUAAUUUAAUUCUUGGUGGUCAUGACCAUCAUUAUGAAAUACGCGAGGUUAAUGGGAUAAAAAUAUUUAAAAGUGGAACAGAUUUCAGACAUUUCAGUGAGAUUGAGGUAGUAUUUUCUUCGGAAAAUGACUCCUAUGAAAUACAGUCGAAGAAACAUGAAAUCACGAAAGAUGUUCCAGAAAAUCCAGAAAUUAAAAUUGUUGUUAAUAAGUAUUUAGAUAUAGUUAAGGAGAAAAUGGAGACUGUACUUGGGAAUAUCGAAGUUGAACUGGAUGGUCGUUUUAGAAGCAUACGAACUAAAGAAACCAACCUAGGUAAUUUAAUCGCGGAUAUAAUGCGCAACGUGACCCAAGCUGAUGUGAGUCUCAUCAACUCCGGUACCUUAAGAUCUGACACGAUACACCCGCCUGGUGAAUUCAAAAUGAAAGAUUUAGCGAGCAUUCUUCCGAUGCCCGACGUUGUGGUAGUUCUGAGUAUUUCAGGCGCUCAGCUGUUAGUCGCCCUUAACAACGGAGUCAGUCAAUAUCCGAAACUGGAAGGGCGAUUUCCUCAGGUUUCUGGUAUGACAUUCGCCUAUGAUCCAGAUAUGGAACCUGGACAGCGAGUGAUAGAGAGCAGUGUUAAAGUUGGCGGCAAAAAUUUAGAGUUAACACGGCAAUACACGAUUUCUACAAAGGGUUAUAUAAGUCAUGGUAAAGAUGGUUACGACGUCUUUAAAGAUUGCGAAGUGUUGUUAAGCGAGGAAGAAGCGUCUAUACUGCCGACAAUUGUCCGAAAUCAUUUUGUUUCCUGUAAUAUCGUCAAAGGCUUACAGAUGUGUCGAUCAGGUCACCGCCAGUCUAUCACAUGUGUAGAACCGGGAGAGGAACUGGCUGUUGUUGAAAGAAGACGUUGUACAAUUGCGCCAGAGGUCGAGGGGAGGAUCAGGGUUGUUUAUCAGCAAAAAACAGAAGAUAUGCUACCUCGUUAAAGCCAUUGAGAAGUUUAUGCAAGAAUAUUUAAUGUGAAGUGCUGUAAAAAUAUAUAAAUUAUUUUGACGAACAAAAUUCCACGGUUUUAAUUGUACGUAUGGAGAAUGUAGGUAUAUAAUAUUUUGGAAAUAUGUAUA
This is a messenger RNA of Dendronephthya gigantea, 2094 nucleotides long. RefSeq names its product mannosylglucosyl-3-phosphoglycerate phosphatase-like. The record is from RefSeq and is a predicted model, not a curated record. The transcript is spliced from 14 exons. The coding region runs from base 43 to 1956 and encodes 637 amino acids. Gene Ontology annotation, biological process: nucleotide catabolic process. Gene Ontology annotation, molecular function: hydrolase activity. NCBI's taxonomy places the organism in Eukaryota, Metazoa, Cnidaria, Anthozoa, Malacalcyonacea, Nephtheidae.